Gossypium raimondii (Peruvian cotton) is the source of this 863-nucleotide messenger RNA. RefSeq names its product auxin-responsive protein SAUR63. Gene Ontology annotation, biological process: response to auxin. The coding region runs from base 329 to 772 and encodes 147 amino acids. Lineage: Eukaryota; Viridiplantae; Streptophyta; Magnoliopsida; Malvales; Malvaceae. The transcript has a single exon. The record is from RefSeq and is a predicted model, not a curated record.
GACCUUAUUUAUAUAUAAAUAUGUGUGCAUGUACCUUUAAGUGCUCCACCUUGUUGAUCUAAUCAUCCAAUAAAAGCAAACAUGCCCACCUAGCAGAUUACACCUCAUAUCUGCCUACCACAUGUCUUUGUUUCCAAUAGAUACCAGAAUUGUACUAAUUGAUUAAAGGGACUGUCUCUCACCUUGUGAUUAUAUAUACAUCCCAUUUCCAUUGCCUCAUAUCCAGCAUAACAACUGCAUUCAGAAAUUCAGAGUUUCAAUACCUAAAUCUUCCCUCUUUUUCUUCCAAUCUCAGAAUCUCUCCCACUGACCUUAAGAGUAAAGCAAGAUGGUCAGUGCUAAGAAGCUUGUCCAGUUAGCAAGAAAAUGGCAAAAAAUGGUUGCAAUCCGGAGAAAAAGGAUCACACUACCAAGAGCCACCUUGGAUACUGACACAAACAGUUGCAGCACAUCGACAACGGUUGUGAAAGGUCAUUUUGUUGUAUACAGUGCGGAUCAGAAGCGCUUUGUGCUUCCUUUGGAAUAUCUAAAGAAUGAAAUAGUCAUGGAACUAUUCAACUUGGCUGAAGAAGAGUUUGGUGUACCAGGCAAUGGACUUCUAAUCUUGCCUUGUGAUGCACCCUUCCUGGAAUAUGUAAUCGAUUUGAUCAAAAGGAAACCAAGUAAAGAUAUAGAGAAAGCAUUGAUCCUGUCGGUAGCCAGUAGUCGUUGCUCGUCAUCAAAUCAUUAUCAGCAUGAAACGAGCCAGCAGUUGCCAAUAUGGAGCUUCUGAAGCAAAGUUUCUUUUUCUUUUCACAUCUUGUAAUUGAUCUACACCCUUUUAGAUUAAAAUAUACAAUGCAAAACAUCAGAAUUUUUGUUUA